AUGUUGCGCUUUGUAAUUUUACUCUCCUUGAUUGGAAGUCUGUACGCAUUGUCAUGCCCUUGCUGGGAAUGGACAGAAAAGCAAUUAAAGGAAUAUUGUCCAGACAUUUCGACAUGUCCUCUUGGUUUAACUCUCGAUUCUUGUGGAUGCUGCCAAGAAUGUGUAAAGGCCAUAGGUGAAGUGUGUGGAGGACCUUGGUUUACUUCAGGAAAAUGUGGAGCCGAAUUUAGAUGCCAAACUGACGACGGAAACGAAGUAAGUGACGAAGAUUACCCGGGUACUUUGGACAGUGGUACUUGUGUUAGAGACACCGACUAG
Molecule: messenger RNA, 318 nt
Organism: Centruroides sculpturatus (bark scorpion)
Lineage: Eukaryota; Metazoa; Arthropoda; Arachnida; Scorpiones; Buthidae
Product: venom protein 302-like
Exons: 3
Coding region: 1-318 (105 amino acids)
Biological process (GO): regulation of signal transduction; regulation of cell growth
Cellular component (GO): extracellular region
Molecular function (GO): insulin-like growth factor binding
Source: RefSeq, a predicted model, not a curated record